AUGGAUCUAUUUCAAUCAUCAACAUUAAAAACACUUUUCGAUCCACCAACAGGUGAUUUAAUAUCAGGACUUGAAAGUAUUCAAUUUAAAAACUUAUGUCCUGGUGAAUAUAAUGAUUUAUUUAUUCAAUUACGUCGUCGUUCAAAUUUAUUAACAGCAGCACAUAUUGCUCAUGCAUGUUAUUUUGUUUCACUUGCUAAUCGUAUUAAACGUGAAGGUGAAAAAUUAAAAGGUACACCAGACAAAAAACGAAGUCAUCGUCUAAUGGCUGAAGUAUGUCGAGAACCGGGUCUUAAAAUUGGUAUUAUUGGUGUUGGACGUAUUGGACAUUUACUUGCUACAUUUUUAUUAAAAUAUGGAGAUGUUUAUCCAGAUGAGUUAUGUCUUUCCAGUCGACAAGCUGAUUUAUUAACUGAUAUGAUUCAAAAUGGAGUAGGAUUUUGUAAAUUUAAUAAUGCUUAUAUUGUUCAACAUUGUGAUAUUGUUUUUCUAUGUGUUGCACCACAUCAUAUUCGUUAUAUAAUUGAUGAUAUUCGUGAUCGUAUCAAAUCGAAUGUUCUUAUUUAUAGUCUUGUACUUGGUUUUCCAGCACUUAAACUUGCUUCUUUAUUAAAACAUACAUUAAUUAUUAAACCAUCAUAUCAAUGGAGUGAACUUAUUGAUAAAGAUGAAACUCUAUGGCCAAUAGCUGAUGGUAUUGAAUGUAUAUUUAGAAAUGAUAUACUUAUGAAAAGAAUUAGCUUAGAAAAUGAAGAUCAAAAUGAUAGUCUUGUACGUGAUGAUCAACUUGUACCAAUAAUAUUCUAUGCUCUAUUAAAUAUUUUAAAACAAAAUGCAUUAUUAAAUCGAAUUCAAUCAUUAAAAGUUCUUUCAGCAUUAUUAUUUAAUAAUUCAAAUAUUGAUAUAAUCAUUGAAAAAUUUGAUACUAUUGAAGAAAAUAAUGAAUAUUUUCCUGAUUUUAAUCUUGUUCAUUUGACAACAAAAACAACUAUUAUUCGAGAUUUACUUGAUCAUAAUACAAAUCUACGUCGUUUAUUUUCAGAGACAUUGAUAUCACAUUUUACUCAAUUUAAAUCCAAUUAUUAA
Messenger RNA from Rotaria sordida, 1086 nucleotides. The record is from the annotation of a GenBank genome assembly. Lineage: Eukaryota; Metazoa; Rotifera; Eurotatoria; Philodinida; Philodinidae.